AAGUCCGAGACCGGGAGAGUGCGAAAGUCCGUUGAUGACAUGGGGUCAGAUCGAGGGGACGCCCUUUCGAUUGGAUGGUGGUGACACUCCGUUGUUGAAGACGAGUCAGGGACCGUCGUUCAGAAUAGCGGAACCGCCGAAAAGAGAGCAACUGGCGUUGCAGUUGGCUGAGAAGGCUGGCGAGAGACACAGGGACCGAAAAAAUAAAGCCUUAGAAGCAGCCAGAAAAUCAUUAGCCACUCCGUCACCGAGAUCAACUAUAGAUCGUCUAAGCACUAUGUCUCCCGCGGCAAGAAGAUUAGCGACUCAGAAACUUCGGAUAUCGAGCACGCCGUCCCCUCGGCGAACGCCAUUGUCCAGGACUCCGUCCGUAGGCAUCAGAGCACCUAAUACGCCACGUGCAAAACGUCUCGCUAAGGAAACCAGUAGCACCUCUCAAAA
Messenger RNA from Wasmannia auropunctata (little fire ant), 441 nucleotides. RefSeq names its product protein DGCR14 homolog. The transcript has 2 exons. Gene Ontology annotation, cellular component: catalytic step 2 spliceosome. NCBI's taxonomy places the organism in Eukaryota, Metazoa, Arthropoda, Insecta, Hymenoptera, Formicidae. The record is from RefSeq and is a predicted model, not a curated record. The annotation marks the transcript as partial.